CACCGCUAGCGACGCAGCAAAUUUACUGCCAAUAAUGAAAUUAGUUUAAGAGAAGUGCUCGCUAGAGAAGCACUGGAGCGGCGUGUCUUAAAGGGGUCUGGUGUCUGUUCCUUCUGUUCCGUGUGCGUUCGUGCAAACCCGCAGCAGAAGCGCAACGAUAGCUAGCAAAACGCAAAACCCGCGAGAGAAAGGAGGCCAUAUACAGCUUAGCGUGUGUGCGCGCGCGCGCUCCCGUUUUGUGUUAGGAACACUUUUGCCCGGUUGAGGAAAAUCGAAGGAACUCCGGCUCCCUAUUUGUCGUCCGAAAGACACAGCCGAAACCUCAAAACGACCAGAUUCAUCGUCGAUUCAAGAAUAUUCCUGCGUGAAGAUUGCCCACGAUUCGACGAGUGUUUCGCAACGACCGUCGUCGUACGAUCCUGACUAGUGUAGCUAGGUGCUAGGUCUCAAUUUUUUGUUAUUACCUCGAGCGUUGUCGAGCGAAACCAGCCAAGAAAUCGCCCAAAAUCAAUAUUUUUUCCCCGGGCCGAAAGGCAAACAUAAAUUUGCUUCGCUGGAUGCAAGGAAUUUCGGGUUAAAGUGAGUUGUGUGCGUGUGUGUGCGUGUACGAGAGUGCGGUGCGGUGCAGGAUUUGUGCGUGUGCAACGUGUGCCAAACCACACACAUCCCGUGCCGAAGGAAGGAAAAUUGUGCCGAAUAUUUUUGAAAUAUCCAAAGGCCGCGUGCGCCAGUGUGCAUUUCGAUUUCGUUCGAAAGUGAUCGAACAGAAGAAAGCGUCAGUGUUGGCGAUCGAUCGAAACUUUGUGAAGCAGGGAAGCAUCAGACCAGCACUUGUGCGGCGUAAACGAUAACGGAAAAUAGAAGGGCUGUUGUAGUGUGGAGCUCGAAGAAAAAAAAGAAAAAGGAAAGCAUAAGUUUUCUCGAGCUGUGCUGGCUCUAUAUGGCUCUGUGGAAAGAAGUUUAGUGAAGUGUGCAUGUGUGUGCGACUGAGUGAGUGAGCGCUUUUAGCUGUUAUCUUUCCUACAACUAUUUUUCCCUGUUUAUCCGUUCAACGCCCAACCCACAAAUUCAAGAUGGAGUUCAAAUUUGGAAUGCUCUGGUUUGCCAGCAUUAUUUUGCUGCUCAAUGAAGAUAUUGUUUUCGCACAGACAAAACGCUCGUUCCGUACGAGUGCCGCCCAGGGACGGGCGCUCGGCUCCAAUCCCCGCCAGUCGACCUCGUCCAGCGUCGAUUUCCAGUGUCCGGAAGAGUUCGGUUACUAUCCACAUCCGAACGACUGCUCACAGUACUAUGUGUGCGUGUUCGGCGGUGCCCUGCUGGAAAGCUGUACCGGUGGUUUGAUGUACAGCCACGAGCUGCAGACCUGCGAUUGGCCACGCAACGUUGGGUGUGAUCUGCCAGCGCUCAGCUCACCAUCCGCACCGGCUAGCCGUACGGUGACGCCACGAGUGCCGCAGGUGCUUAGCAGGGUACGCUUCUCGUCAUCCGCUCCGUCGGCCCCAUCCGGACCGUCGGGACCUUCGGGUCCGUCCGGGCCAUCGGGACCGUCGGGACCUUCCGGACCGGCCGAACCAUCCGCACCGGCACGCAUUCAGCAGAUUCACAAUCUGCCUCCGCCACCACCACCACCGGCCAACCCGAACCCUGUCAUUACCACACGAGGACAGCCGAAGAACUCCCCGCAGGAAGACAUUGCUAAGCUCUACGCCGAAGCUCACGAAACACUUCCACCGGUAGAGGAAGAGGAAUCCGACCGUCAGCAGCGUGUCUAUCGCGGACAGCCAAGCACGGUGUCGCAGGUGCAGCGCGAUCGUGACGGUAUCCUGCAGCAGCAGAGUGUCAAUGCUAUUCCGACUCAGGCUAAAGUAGGUUCCUUUGCGUACAGUGCUCAACCUCAGCCGUUCAGAGUUGACAAACACGACGACGAGUCACUGCAAACGCUAGACGAUACACUUUCCACUGACAGCACGGCGCACGACCGCAAGAAGCGAGAUACUGCCGGUCAAACCGAAACGGACACUGCUCAAACCUCGACGCAAAUCGACCCGACCGCUGUGGCUGGCACUGCCGAUGACGAAUUGACCAAGAAACAAGCCAAACGCUCCAACUCGGACGAAGCCUCAGCGCAAGGACAUCUCGCACCGGAAAAUUCUCCCGACAGUUUAGCGCCCUCUGGUGGCGAAAGUCAGCGAACGGCACGUCAACUUCGUCAGCUAGGCAACUGGCAGUAUCGCUCGCUGGACACUUCACUGUCACGCCAAAACGGAUACUCGCCCAGUAGUUUCGAUCCGUUCGGUUACACCGUGUUGCCAACGGCUUCGACGUACUUUAAACCCGGCGCACGCUACUUUCAACCGCAAACGUACAGCAAGAAGGAGCUGACCCAAACCUAUAACGACUAUCUGGAGGCUUACAGCAAAAGCAAACAACCCACGUACAACGUUCGUCCGGUAGAGCUACAGCCGCAUAAAACGUCCGGCCUACAGAACUACAAGACGAUCGCGAAGAUCACCCCGCAGGACACGAUCAUUCCCCUGCUACUAGCCAAUCAACAACAGCAGCAGCAGCAGCGACCACAUCAAUCAAACUACGGCCAGACGCAAUUCACGGCGGCCGCCUUUGUCAACAGUCACAAUAACAAAAAGUACACCACACCGGCCUCACCGCUCGACGGGGACGAGGAAACGAUUCCGGACAACUUUGCGUUCUUCCACUUCGGCAACACGUACUCCUCUACACCGAUUUCUGUCAACAAUCACGCAAAGUCGCCAAAGCAAUCGAAACCCUCCAACGUGCAGAUCUCGAACGUGGCACAACCGACCCAAAAGACGCCUUACAUCGCGUUCAGUUCCGUCGGUGGAUUCUUCAACAAUCAGCCGACGGCCAAUCCGUUGAAGGAGAGCUUCGUCGUGAAGCCGAACCAUUCGAAGCCAAAGCCGGUGCACGUCGGAUCGUCCGGUCCUAGUACUCCGGCCCCAGUGUACGAGGGCAUUUCGAAUUCGAUUCAAUCGAACGGACUAAGAUACUCCGUCACCACGCCAAAGAUUGUGCCCGGAACUGGACUCGAGCUGUACCAGCCAAACGUCUAUCUGAAUGCUCCCCGGCCGCAGGUUUACAGUGGGUAUGGUGGCAAACCCUCCGGAGCCAUUUACGAAGCAUCAACGCCCAAACCAAGCUCGGCUCAGUUCGUUACCAAGUCGACCAAUGGCUUCCAGCCCAUUGCUGUGUCGACCACACCGAAGUACUAUCAGCCCCAGGUGUCCAAAACGGUUAGCCCGAGUGAGUACAGCAAGUUCUACGAAUCGAUCAAAAACUCUCACAUCGCGCAGGUCAAACCAAAUGCCGAACCGACGCCCGUUCGUAUCGGGUCUGGGCAAGUAGUGUACCGGCCCAUUUCGAACAACACCAAGCUUCAGCCCGUGUCCCAAGCAUACGGUCCACAGCAGGUAUUCUACAGUCCUGCCGGAUCGUCCGCGCACAGUCCCGUGCCGAAACCGCAAGAGUCGGGAGAGUUUUACUACGAGGAAGAUGACGAUAUUGAUCAGCGUGGACAGAAGUAUGUGAAGAACACGUUGGAUCUAAGCCGCCGGCCGGUCUAUGGCAAACGUCCCUAUGGCGACGAGGAAGAGGAUGACGAGUACUACGAAGACGAUGAGGAUGAUGAUGAUGAGUUCCAGUAUCGGUAUCCAGUGAACAAGUCCAAGUACACUCCCAUGACGGAAACGAUGGCACCACGGCCGAUGCAAAACCUUACCACGCCCAAACCACCGGGUGCGGUAUCGGGCAAUCUUUACUACAACUACGAAACGACCACCUGGCGCCCGCCUACUGUCACAACUUAUUCGCCCAGCUCAACCUCAGACAUUCCACCGAUCAUCAAAUUCCCUGAGGAUGUCUUCCAGGGCAUUAAACCGUUGGGUGACGUACCGCGGUACCUGAACAAAUCCACCCUGCGCCCGUACACCAUACGACAGCGUCUACGUCCGACGGUUGUGCAGCACAACCAUCUUGAGGAGAGUGUCCCGGGCGAGCGAGGCCGUAGCACGACCACGACCACUACCACUAGACCACCCGUGACGACGACCACACCUCGCUACUAUCCUACGACGGUGCGUACGCGCCUCACGACCAAGACGCCGACCCGUCGACCGGUGACUGCUACGACACCGGCUGUCACUACCACCACCACCCCCGAACCACCACAGACAACUCAGACGACGUCGCGCAAACGGUACACGAUCCGACCGAAUCGUGGCCAGCAGCGCUGGCGCACAACCGAGACACCGGAACCAAGUACGACCAAUGGCCGGUACGCCAGUCCGACCCGACCGACCAAAAUUCGACCACAGUUGGAGCUCGACGAACGCCUACCGAACAGAGUUGAAACAUCGUCACCGGCACCACCGAGCCGUUACGUGCCCGAGCAGCAACAGAAGACGCAGCUCACGCAGAGCAACAGAAAUUACUACAACACCAGCAACUAUGAACCAUCUGCGUACGAUUCGUAUUACGCCGUUUACGAUGAAGACGUUGAAUUGUACCGAGAUGUUGAAUAUCAACCACAGCCCCAGAAACCUGUCGUGUCGUCUACGUACCGUCCGACAGUGGUCACGACCGUGGCUCCAACUUCGCAGCGCGAUCCAUACGUCACUUCUCCACGAACUACCUACCAGAGACCUUCGUACCAGGCAGACUAUGACGAUGCUCUAGUGGCUCAGCUUGAAGAAGAUCGUUACAAUCAGAAGCAAACCAAUACACAGAUAAGAAAUGAGUUGAACUCAAUCUCGGACCGUCCGAUACUGGUGUCUUCCACGAUCCGUGCCUAUAACAGCCCCAAGUAUCAGACGGCCUUCGUUACGACGCCCGAGCCCUUCUCACUGCCGUCGUCAACCACAGCCAGAACCACUACAACUACCACCACCACUACCACCACCACCACCACCACACCUGCUCCAAUUCAGUACUAUACUACAAGAUCAUCACAAUUGGACGAUCAAAGUAAUAAACCAACACCCAAAUCAAUCAUAUUAACACUCGCAGCACGCGCGGGUUCCUCAUCGACCCCCGAGCCUCCCUCUCCCUUCCUGGUGUCCUUUGCGCCAUCCCCACCAUCCCCCUAUGAGCCACGGUACCGCAGUAGCACUAGCUCGGUUCCACGAUACAUUAAACCAUCAUCAACUACCACCACCACAACCACCACCACUGCCAUACCCAGUACAACCACCACACUACCUCGCACGACCACUACCGUUGACCAAUACCCACGGUUCCGUCCGUCCACUCAGUACGAUCAACAGGUACCCUCCGGGAUCAACUUCCAUCCGAUCCCGGACGAUCACUACUACGAUGACGAUAGUGACGCUCGGGAGGAUAGUGCCGAUCAGGUAGACGAUACAGAGUACUCACCACUCUCCAAACCUAGGUACGCGUACGGUGCACCAUCUCGUGUCGCCUCCGAUUCGACGAACGAUCACUCCAAGAAGCAGUUCAUUACGCAAAAGCUUCUUCCGGUGUUUUCCCACACGUACUCGCAGUCCGAUCCUCGUUCGGCGUCAUCUGCGAACGCACAUGCGCUGCCGUCCGAUUCUUACGACGAGACUCCCUUUUCGUACGAUACUCGGCCCGAGUUUUCACCUUCCGGUGCCGCGGAACAGUUUGUCCCAUUGACAAGCACUUUGCCACCACCAACAACUACUACCACAACCACCACCACUAGGAAGCCAACAACAUCCCCUACCACUACCACUACGACAACCACCACCACUAGGAAGCCCACUACAACCACUACCACAACUACCACUAGAAGGCCCAGCACAACAACAACUUCGACCACAACAACCACCAGGAGGCCUACCACAACCCCUACCACUACUACUACUACAACUAUUACGACAACAACCACACGCCCACCCGCAACCACUCAAGAGUCCCAGCGUCAAAAGUUACAAAAGUUUAUCAUCUCCGAUGUGCAACCGGCCAGCUUCCGGACCCCGUUCAGCACCACGGCCAAAGCUCAGCCUCUGCCCGAUUACGACAGCUAUCUGUAUCAAGAAGCUAUUCCGAGCAGUGUACGAUCGCGCAAUCAGCACACCUUCCUGAAAGCCAUUGCGACUACGCUUUCUGCGACACAAUCCUCCACGAUCGCUACGACCACACCGGAAGUUCCAGUCGUACGAUCGUACACGGCUAGACCGACUGCAGUCGCUCCAGGUCGACCGGAGCAGUUUGGUUACGAUAAAUCGAUUCGUUUGACACAUACCUCCCAGGAUUGGGAAGAACGUCGCCCGCUGUCGACGUUUAGCUUCGGUACCGGCGUACCGAAGGUUGAUACCCGUACGGAGCAAAAGUUUAGCAGCAACAGGUUCUAUAACCUAACGCUUAGCUCGGGAUUUGUUGGUUUGCCGGGGACUGCCACGAGCGGAACUGGCGCUCGUGGACGGGUUGAGAUGCCAAGAAAUCAAGAACCUUUGCCGAGCUAUACAACCUUUACGCUUUCGGACGCUGUUACGAGUAGUUCACGGGGAGUGCCCACUACCGUUUCGGAAGUGUUGCCCGAGACGACUACUCCAUUCACUACGUUUACAAUACCUACCACUACCACCACCACCACUACAGUAAGCCCUGUUUCAUUGGCCACUGGCAGCGGCCUUAGUAAUGUACGUUUUGUGUUAAGUUCUAGUUUAGCCACCACUGCCCGGCCUCGCUACUCGAAGGUCCAGGAUGAGAAUGUUGCUCUUUAUAAGAGCCGUGAUGUACAGACAACGACACCGGCAGCUAUAAAUCGGCUUGCCGCUCGAUCUAGCGUCCUGCCGACCGCUGCCAGCGAUUGGGUCCCUCUAAUAGAGGAAAAGAUCCUGUCCAGCCCCAAGACCAACACUCUGCACGAACAAGCAGAUCACGACCGUGAUACGGACGAUCCUCUGCUCCUUCAAACGCGAGUGCAACCAAACACGGAGGAUGCUUUCGUCGCGGUUACGACCGCUUCCACACCUCCGACUCGGUUCCCACCGAGAACUACUCUUGCCCCAUUCGGCACCCUUGAGGGUAGAAAAUCCAUUGAAAAAGUACAAAGUCUCCCACCGCGCAGUCUGGUUGCGAAGGAAACGACUAGCAAAACACUUGACCCGGUUACCAACUCACCGACGCGGUUAGUAGUUUCACCGUACAAAAGUUUGGAGGUACAGCGUCAAACGACGUCCUCCGAUAAACCGUUUGCAUCCACGUCGAGAGUUAUCUCGAACCUUUACCGUACAACCACACCGGAAAUUCCGGCUGUUGGUGGUCCGACGGUGAAGAGCUACUUCCAGCUGACAGCUGUACCGAAGUUGGCUGCUAUUUUGCGUGAAACAACUACCCCCAGUACGACUACGGCUCGUUUAACCACCACCACCACUACGACCACUGUUGCUCCUGCAAGCACUACUGUGACUAGCACGACCGAGGAGCCUACUACUACUACUACCACUCGUAGUACUAGUGCUCCUACGACCACGACAGUCCCAACAGCUAGCUACAGCAGUAGCUCGGAAGAAGUGAUCACCACGAGCAGUACGUUGCCCAGAUCGACCGAGGUGUAUCGUGGUCGAUAUCGUCCCGUGUUCAGUUUUGUACGCUCCUCGGAAUCGUACGACGAGGCAACCACGCCGCGGUAUCGCUAUCUUCGUAACCGUGGGCGAGGAUCGCCAAGACGCACCUACACCAGGUUACGUCCCACGGCUCAAAGUUAUACGCUAGCCUCGAGCACAGUAGAUGACACGCUUAGCGUGCAGAAAGCCUCCACUCCUAGCAGCACCUUGGUGCCGACAGGAGACUACAGCAAAACGGCCGAUAGUACAGUACUGUCGAUCGCUAGCGAGUAUGACGAUCGAGCAGUCAGUUCAAGCUCCACUUCCUCUGCCUAUCUGAACCGCAUACCGACGACCGAUCGUACGAAGUAUCAAUCGACUGAUCGUGAAAUCGCUAAAACGUCGCACGUAAAGAGUCGCUACGAACAGUUUGAGUUCAAUCGUACCGAGAAGGAAGAUCGGCCACGCCAAUCGAACCGUGUUGUCCAAAUCACGGACAAACCGGUAUACUAUACGCGCUUCCAUUCAACAUCCACUGAAGAGAGUUCUUUUGCUGUCGCCAACAGCAGUCGACAGCCGGAGUCGACGACGAAGAAAUUCCGCGCCACGGUCGAAAUGCCCGAAAUGAACAUUCCGACCGAGAAGGAGCUGCUGUCCUACCAGCAGGACAGUGGCAACACGUCGGAAGACGAGGAUCGCGACGACGAGGACGAUGAGGAGGACGUUGAGGAUGAUGAAGUUGAACCGGUGGACGAAGAUUUGACCGACUAUUCGUAUCUGGAAACCUCCAGCGUUCCGUCCACCACGACGUCGACAACCUCUAGUACGACACCACCAACGACGACUAGGACGACGACGACGACGACCACGACGACUUCAACCACCACCACAACAAUGACGCCGGCACCGCCCUCGACCACUAGUACAACGACCCUACGGAGCACCUUCAAGCCGAUGGCACGGGCCUCCAAACGAUACACGACCCCACAUUACGCCGCGGUCACUACCGAGCGUAGUUUCUAUUCGGCUGUGCCAUCGCGCUUCUACCCAAGUACAACGCAGGGAUUGAACCUUACGGCUGGUGCUGCGCAUCCGGAACCUACUUCGGAACUCCCGUAUCACAGUGCACGUAGCACCCCUUCGCCCUUCUCCUCCUCCUCCUCCCUUUCCCCCUCAUACCCUUCGUCCACUGAUGCCGUAAGUCUUCGGAUCAACGAGGGCAUCAGCAGGAGCCACGUUUCGAGCAACAGUAGCUCCAAUGUGUUCUCCCAGCCUUCCACCUCAACUCCUUCCAUUCCCACCAACACAACCAUUACCACCACCACCACCACCACCACAAUCCGCCCGCCAACGACGUACUCCGUAAGCAAGCUCCCACCGCGCGCUUCCAGGGUCAAUAAUGCCAUAAAGACCACGAUCGCAGCCGCACAACUGCCACGCCGGUAUAGCAAACCAUCCGCAGCGGGAAAAAGUAUACAAUGUACAGAAAACUCACUGUCCGCCAAAUGCAACGAGAUUCCCUCGAGAGUUAGCAACAGUAACAGUAACAACAACAACAACAACAACAACAACCGCAACCGUGGCAGUUCGCAUUACGCGACCGAUGGACAAUCGACCGUUUCGGCUAACCGAGGAACGCACCCACCACGUGCACGACCAACAUUGAAGCCGUCGCAGAACAUCGUCUCGAAGGCGCAGGAGUUUGUCGACAUUUACCGUCAUCCGCCGACUCGCCCGGAGCCACUGUACCCGCAACCAACGCCCGACAAGACCGCGGCCAAAUGCCGUAAGGAUGUGUGCCUGCUGCCCGAUUGCUACUGCGGUGGAAAGGAUGUGCCCGGGGAGCUGCCGGUCGAACAGGUGCCCCAGAUCGUACUGCUCACGUUCGACGAUUCCGUCAACGAUCUGAACAAGCAGCUGUACCAGGAUCUGUUCGAGCGGGGACGCGUCAACCCGAACGGUUGCCCCAUUACGGCCACGUUCUACGUUUCGCACGAAUGGACCGACUACAGCCAGGUGCAGAACCUCUAUUCCGACGGACACGAGAUGGCAUCGCACACAGUUUCGCAUAGCUUCGGUGAAUCGUUCUCGCCGAAGAAGUGGGCCCGCGAAGUGGCCGGCCAACGUGAGAUCCUGUCCGCGUACGGUGGCGUUAAGCUGGAGGAUGUGCGCGGCAUGCGCGCACCGUUCCUGUCGAUCGGUGGCAACAAGAUGUUCAAGAUGCUGCACGACUUUAACUUCACGUACGAUUCGUCGAUGCCGGUGUACGAGAACCGUCCGCCGAGCUGGCCGUACACGCUCGACUACAAGAUCUUCCACGAUUGUAUGAUUCCGCCCUGUCCAACCAAGAGCUAUCCAGGUGUUUGGGAGGUUCCUAUGGUGAUGUGGCAGGAUCUGAACGGUGGCCGCUGCUCGAUGGGUGACGCCUGCUCCAAUCCGCCCGAGGCCGACGGUGUGUACAAGAUGAUCAUGAAGAACUUCGAGCGUCACUACACGACCAACCGGGCACCGUUCGGGCUGUACUACCAUGCCGCCUGGUUCACGCAGCCGCACCACAAGGAAGGAUUCAUACAAUUCCUGGACGCGAUCAACUCGAUGAAGGACGUGUUCAUCAUCACCAACUGGCAGGCGCUGCAGUGGGUCCGAGACCCGACACCGCUCUCGCGCAUCAACUCCUUCACGCCCUUCCAGUGCAACUACGGAGAUCGUCCCAAGCGUUGUAACAACCCGAAGGUAUGCAACCUGUGGCACAAAUCGGGCGUCCGGUACAUGCGCACCUGCCAACCCUGCCCCGACAUCUACCCGUGGACCGGCAAGACUGGCAUCCGUUCGUCUCGCAUCGACAACGACAUCGAGGUGGCCGACACUAACUAAGUCAUACACGGGGGAAUGGGUCGUCGCGGCUGCUGCUGCUGCUGCUACUACAGGCAGUGUGAAGUUCAUACUUUUUCUUGGAAGAAUUUUUUUCUUUUGCAACCACACGCAAACUGUCAGUUAAAAGAAAACUAAUUCGAACCGGAAAGCUGAUCGGCCACUGCCCUAUUGGCAGUGGUAGAGUAGUAGUAGUAGUAGCGCCGCAACCAUCCAACGUUCAAAAAGGCACCUCUGAACCAACUGAUAAGGAUUUGCGGCUGUGUGCUUCCCUUAAACUAAAUGCAACAUACGCCAUUAUUGUCGACAUGCGAACGGCUUCCGUUCGGUGAAGGAGGUCUUUAGGAGGCCUCUGCAGCGGAAGCGGGCCGCGUUGUACUUGUACCCUUCUGAACAUUCAUCACCCUAUUCGCUGCACGCCGCCCCUUUUCUGACUUAGGUAGGAACUAUCGAACAGAGCAAGCGUGUGGACAUGCUGCCUGCCGGGCUUAGAUACUAAUUCUAGUGUAUGAUACUAUUUUAUUCCACUAUAAAUUAUUAGAAACUAGGGACGAUCUUUAGUGGGCGUCCUGGGGAAGACAAGUGGCAAAGGCUUAGAUGUAAAGCACUUCUUCUGGCAAGACUUUUGAUUGUAAAUAAUUUUCGGCUACUUACAAAAUUAUGUUAGACGAGGAAUCCUGAAGAACAAGAAACAAAUUCCAAAACGAAAUUUCCAUUCUUAGGCCACCUGUUUGAACCUGUAACCGUUUCGCAGGAUACAAGAGCAAUACUCAUGCAAUAUGUAUUUUUCUCUAGCUGUUAACCAUGUUUUUCUUUUUACUUUUUGCACCGUUUCUACUAAGAUGCGUUUGUUUUUUCCUUGUCCUACUCCUUUUAUUUACGUCCCUUAAUUUAAGAACAUUUUUUGUCGUUUUUCUUCAAACUCACGAAACUGUUGCACUGCUCACAGUGAUGAUACGGUACACAUGCAUGUAGGAUGAAAGGGAACACUUUAACGUGAUUGGAGUAGUGCACUGCCAUAAUGAAAGGAAAAUUGAAGAAAAAGAAACAAGAAAAAAAUUGGAAAGCACCAUUUUUUUAGAGAGAGGGGGGGGAAUUAUAAAAGAGAAGAUAAUAUUAGAAGAGAUAAAAACAAAUGAAAUGAAAAUGAAAAGAAAAUGAAAUGAAAAAGAGGAAAGUUAUAAAAGAGAAGAUUAUAAGAAGAGAUGAAAACGAAUGAAAAAAAAGGGUGAAAGUUGCACUAAUUUCAUCGAAAGGAAUGAUUGAAACAAUAGAACAAACUAAAGUGAAAAGAGAACUUAAAGUUCCUGCUAAACGAAACAAUAAGAAAUGAUUGAACAGAACAAACGAAACAUGAAAUAUUAAGGAAAAACGAAACAAGUUAACAAGUCACUCAAUAAGUAUCGUCGAUCGCCGACCGUUACACUGGUGUCCAGUUCCAUCGUUUAUUUUAUCACCUUAAUGUUUCCCACUUACCUGUCCCUGUGUGUUGGGGAAGUAUUGUCUUUCUUCCGGUGACGGUAUGCUUUCGGUAAAAGGUUUAACUGAUUUUUUUUUUUGCUCUUCAAACUCGUAUCGUAUGGAAAAAAAAUUAAAUGCUAAAAUUCACCGACGAUGGAACGCAUACCUUUCUAACGGUGAGCCUGCUGCUGCUGCCAGCGGGCAGAGCGGGCGAAGCGAACCUACAUUCAACUCCCAAUCAAUCAGCCGAUCAACAAGGCAGCACACAUGCGCCCUUUCACACUGACAAUUAGACGACAGUAUUGUGCUAGUGCGCGUUCCGCAACACGCAAAAACAAACCUGACAUGUGACAAUAUUUAUAGUUUUUUUUUUUUUGCUAUAGGCAGUAAAUUAUGUGGCCGAAAACCCCCGGGGCACAAACGACAAGCAAGUAGUGUAGUGAAUCAAGAAUGAAUGCUUUCUGUAAAUAGAUCAUCUAUAGGACCCCGUCCCGUAAGCCUGGACGGGCGAACGUGGCAAACGAUCCGUUCGAAGCGCGGUAAGAAGUGUGCUCUCUCUCUAAUGGCUCUAAGCAAAAGGGGGGAAUCGGUAAGAACUCGAAUGGAAAAUCGAAAUAAUGCUUCGAUUCAAGCUUGUAAAACACGAUGUACCUUGCUGCUGCUAGAGUUGCUACGUGACCCUGCUACCCUUCUUCCUUUAUAUUAUUGACAAACGCCCGGCACCAGUUUGGGGUUGCGUCCGCACUUAGGUCUUUACCGAAAAUGUAUUUUGUUUUUCGUCUACUUUGUCUACGUUUGUGUUACUGUUUAGCUGGUAGGAAUUCUAUGACGAACCACGAGACACGUGCAUGAAACGUGCGUCCGAGCGAGCAAGCGUUGGUGUAGUGUAGUGCAGUACUGGUGGAGUAGCGGAGUACGAACAAUGAAAUAAAAUAAAAUAAAAUUUUAAUCGACAUAAAAGUAAA
Messenger RNA from Anopheles stephensi (Asian malaria mosquito), 12862 nucleotides. It is a transcript of the gene Cda5, whose product is annotated as mucin-5AC. The record is from RefSeq and is a predicted model, not a curated record. The transcript is spliced from 14 exons. NCBI's taxonomy places the organism in Eukaryota, Metazoa, Arthropoda, Insecta, Diptera, Culicidae. Gene Ontology annotation, cellular component: extracellular region. The coding region runs from base 1074 to 10439 and encodes 3121 amino acids. Gene Ontology annotation, molecular function: hydrolase activity, acting on carbon-nitrogen (but not peptide) bonds; chitin binding. Gene Ontology annotation, biological process: carbohydrate metabolic process.